Messenger RNA from Penicillium daleae, 882 nucleotides. Its product is annotated as flavin adenine dinucleotide pyrophosphatase. The transcript has 3 exons. The record is from RefSeq and is a predicted model, not a curated record. Bases 1 to 882 code for a protein of 293 amino acids. NCBI's taxonomy places the organism in Eukaryota, Fungi, Ascomycota, Eurotiomycetes, Eurotiales, Aspergillaceae.
AUGACAUCAGUCGCGAACUCCAAGCCCAUUCACACGGCGGCAUGCCUGAUUAUUGGGGAUGAGGUGCUCGGUGGAAAGACCAUCGACACCAAUUCCCCAUUCCUGGCAAAGUUCUGCUUCGGUCUCGGCAUCCAGCUGAAGCGCGUGGAGGUCAUCCCCGACGAUGAGGAGGAUAUCAUCGAGGCAGUGCGCCGUAUGAGCGCUCGCUACGACUUUGUCGUGACUAGCGGAGGCAUUGGUCCCACGUUACCACGACGACAUAACCUACCAAUCGAUCGCGAAAGCGUUCAACCUGAAACUGCAACUCCACGAACCGGCCUUCGAACGCAUGAAGCGCCUCUCCAAACCCCACCCCAUGCAACCAAACUUCGACUGGAGCACCCCUCCCCAGGCCUAACCGCCAAACUGCGCAUGGUCGAGCUCCCCUUCGACCCCGCCCUCCCCGCCGAGUCGCAAGCCCUCUUCGUCGCAGAUGACAUGUGGGUGCCCAUCGCCGUGGUAAACGGCAACGUGCACAUUCUCCCCGGCGUACCGCGGCUCUUCGAGCGACUCCUGCUGAACCUGAAGCCGCUUCUUGUGCCGCGGUUGGCGGAUCCCGAGGGCAAAGGCACGUUCCGGUUCUUGUUCAGCACGCCGUUGCCGGAGAGUGCGGUUGCGCCGUUUUUGACGGAGUUGGCGGCCAAGGUGGAGCCGAGGGGGGUUAAGGUGGGCAGUUAUCCGCGCUGGGGGAAGAAGAGGAAUACGGUUACGCUGGUGGGUGGUGAUAGGGCGUUUUUGGAGUCGUUGGUUGCGGAGGUUGAGGCUGGGGUGGAAGGGAAGUUGGUUGUCAAGGAGGAUGAGUUGGAUCCUCCUUCGGAUACGGAGCAUGUCUAUAGCCAGUAG